Equus caballus (horse) is the source of this 916-nucleotide messenger RNA. Its product is annotated as sulfotransferase 1C3. Gene Ontology annotation, cellular component: cytoplasm. NCBI's taxonomy places the organism in Eukaryota, Metazoa, Chordata, Mammalia, Perissodactyla, Equidae. The record is from RefSeq and is a predicted model, not a curated record. Gene Ontology annotation, molecular function: sulfotransferase activity. Gene Ontology annotation, biological process: sulfation.
AUGAACACCCAGCUGACUAAAAUUAAAGAACUGUUUCUAAUAUCUUCAAGUACAACGUGGAUUCAAGAAAUUCUAGACAUGAUUCAAAAUGAUGGUGAUGAGGCAAAAUGCAACCAAGCUGCCUCUACUGAAAGACACCCCUUCACUGAAUUAUUUCCCUAUAACUAAGAACCUGAUUUGGAGAUAGCUCUUGAUAUGCCUUCACCACGAGUGUUAAAAACUCUCCCUCCUUCACGCCUAAUGACACCAUCUUGCUGGAAACAAAACUGUGAGGUUAUCUAUCUGGCCAGAAGUGCCAAGGAUUGCCUGGUGUGUUACUAACAACACCUUCACAUGAUGACCUCCUAUUAUGAUCCUCAGAGCUUGGACGAAUUUUGUGAGAAAUUCAUGUCUAGAAAAGUGGCUCACGGCUCCUGGUGCGACCAUGUGAAAGGGUCGUAGGUAGCACAGAGCAAGCACUGGGUCCUCUACCUCUUCUACAAAGAUGCAGAAAAGAAUCCAAAACAUGAGAUCCACAAGCUUUUGGAAUUCUUGGAGAAAACCUUGUCGGAGGACAUUAUAAAUAAGAUCAUCCACCAUACCUCAUUUGAUGUAAUGAAAGAAAAGCCCACUCUCCCUUCCCACAUAUGUGACGACACUAUCUCAAAAUUCUUGAGGAAAGGCAUGCCUGGAGACUGGAAGAAUCAUUUGACCCUGGCCAUGAAUGAGAAAUUUGCUGAGCAUUAUAAGAAGAUGUCAGGGACCACGCUGACCUUCUGGAGAGAGAUCUGAGAAGAAAGAAAAUAGGAAACUAUGCCAAAUACACUGCCUUUUAAUAUAUUGGGUGGGGAAGUAUGGACCGAAUGUAAAGCUUAUUAGCAUUCAGUCUCUGUCCACCAGGGGCUUAGCUAGUCUGCUACAAUACUAAAACACAACU